ACAUUUUGUUGCCUCUUCCCCCUGCAAUGGCGAUGGACGUGGGCGAGCCGCUCGACGCGACGGCGGCCGCCGACAACGGCGAGGCGGCCCUGCAGCUGCUGCGGGAUGCGGACCCGGCUCACUUCCUCUCCCCGUCCGCCGACCUCGCCGCCGCCGCCCGCGCGGCCUCGCAGCACAUCUACUCUUCGCUUGCGCCGCUCUCCCCCGCGCAGCCGCCCCCGCUCCCUACCCUCCUCGCGGGCCCCGCCUUCGAUGCUGAGCAGAUUUGGUCCCAGAUAGAGCUGCUCUCCCGCCCACUCCUCCCCCACCUGCGCCGCCAGCUCCGCCGCCUCGAGCAGCAACCCCAGCCGCAACCGCAGGCGGCUCUUCCUGUGGAGACGCCUGCUGAUGCCGAGGAGGAGCAGUCGGAGGAGGACGGACAAGGUAGCGAAUUGGAUGAGUUCAAGGAGGAGUUGGAGGAGACAGAUGAGGAGGAGGAAUUGAGUGACGAUGAGGAAGAAGAGGAGGAGGAAUUGGAUGGGAGAGGAGGGAAAGGGUUGGAGGACCGGUUCCUGAAGAUAGGAGAGAUGGCGGAGUUCCUGGAUAGGGGGGAUGAAGAGGAGUAUGGUGGCGGUGCCAAUCGAGGAGAGAAGAAGAAGGUGACGAAAAACUGGAUGGAGGACAGUGAUGAUGAGGGUGAGGAGGACAGAGAUGAGGAUGACGAUGAGGGGGAAGAUGAUGACGAUGAAGGCCAAUUGGAUUUGGAAGAUUUCGAGGAUGAUGAUGAAGAGGAUGAAGGAGACGGUGGUGGAGGUAUAAUGUACAAAGAUUUUUUUGAGAAAAAGCAUAACCAGCCAGUCAAAAAGAGAGAUGGUUCCACAAAGAAAGUUCAAUUCAAGGAUGAUGUACAUGAAAUGGAACUUGAUGGCAGUGAGAACGAUGAUGGAAAUGAAGACCAGGGUCUCUCAACCCAUGAAAAGGAGCGGCUGAAGAUGCGUGCUAAAAUAGAGCAAAUGGAGAAAGCUAAUCUUGAACCCAGUACGUGGACCAUGCAGGGAGAGGUUACUGCUUCCAGCAGGCCCAAAAACAGUGCCCUAGAAGUGGACCUUGAUUUUGAGCACAAUGUAAGACCUGCCCCUGUAAUCACCGAGGAAGUCACAGCUUCUCUUGAAGAGAUGAUAAAGAAAAGAAUUGCAGAGGGUCAUUUUGAUGAUGUUGAGAAGCCUUCUCUCUUGCCAUCUAAAGCUCCCAGGGAGCAUAAGGAACUGGAUGAAAGUAAGAGCAAGAAGGGUCUUGCUGAACUCUAUGAGGAUGAUUAUGCCCAAAAAGCAGGCAUUGCACCUGCCCCACUAUCGAUUUCAGAUGAACUAAAGAAAGAGGCAAAUACUUUAUUUAAGAGGAUAUGCUUGAAGUUGGAUGCACUAUCACAUUUCCACUUUGCUCCAAAGCCGGUCAUUGAAGAUAUGUCUGUACAAGCUAAUGUGCCAGCCUUAGCAAUGGAAGAGAUUGCACCUGUAGCCGUUUCCGAUGCUGCAAUGCUUGCUCCUGAAGAAAUCUUUGAAGGAAAAGGUGAUGUUAAGGAAGAGGGAGAACUUACACAGGCUGAGCGCAAGAGAAGAAGAGCCAACAAGAAAAGGAGAUAUGCAGGAUCACACAAGGAGAGGCCAGUCAAGUUGCAGAAAGAUUAGACUCAAUGUUUCCGAACCAAGGACUGCAUGCAUGCCAUGCCAGUGUCCCAGAUCCCUGAAUAUUGAGAGUUGGAAAGGGUCCACGAGCUGCACUGGUCCAAAUUCCCAAUUUUGGUGUUGUACCCCUUACUAUAGUCUGCUUGUUUGUCACAUGUUUAGGAAAGCACAAGCGUUUUGACUUGCUGAAUUGUAAUUGUGAGGAUGCUGCUGCGGAGUGCGUGUUUUGGAACUCAGAAAGCUGCUAAUGAAAUUUCAGAAAGUAAGAUAGUAGUGAGCGAAAUUUCAGAAAGUUCACAAGUUGGGAGUUCAAUACAUAUUUUGUAAUAGCCUACUAGUUGGCUGAAGCCAACUCUCCGGCGGCAAGUGCAGCUGAUCUAACCAUGCACAUUGUUGUUUGUUUUUCAGUUCGUGACCGUCAAUUGAAAGUUCUCUCCC
Messenger RNA from Setaria italica (foxtail millet), 2102 nucleotides. Its product is annotated as U3 small nucleolar ribonucleoprotein protein MPP10. Bases 27 to 1667 code for a protein of 546 amino acids. The record is from RefSeq and is a predicted model, not a curated record. Gene Ontology annotation, cellular component: Mpp10 complex; sno(s)RNA-containing ribonucleoprotein complex; small-subunit processome. Gene Ontology annotation, biological process: rRNA processing. The transcript has 12 exons. Lineage: Eukaryota; Viridiplantae; Streptophyta; Magnoliopsida; Poales; Poaceae.